Molecule: messenger RNA, 2361 nt
Organism: Podarcis muralis (Common wall lizard)
Lineage: Eukaryota; Metazoa; Chordata; Lepidosauria; Squamata; Lacertidae
Source: RefSeq, a predicted model, not a curated record
AUGGCUGUGCGGCUUCACUCCGUGCAAGUAGCAAUCAGUUCGCAGCACUGCGCCGCUCACCCCACUUCACUCCGGAACCCCAAAAUGGGGUUCCCCAUUGAGAGCAAGGCACAUCCACCUACUUGCAGUGUGAACAAUCCCCUACAGAUCCCACAUGAGUAUUAUGAGCAGGGCGACCUCAUCAUUGGUGGUAUCUCUUCUCAGUUCUUCUCUUUCUUUAACACUAUAACCUUUGAUGUACACCCCAAUGCAAUGUUUGUUGGAGAUUCUCUUGUAGUGAUAAAAUACUACCAGUAUGUCCUGGCCUUCGUGUAUGCAGUUAAGGAGAUCAAUGAGGAUCCCAGGAUUUUACCAAAUGUUACAUUGGGAUUCCACAUCUAUGACAGCUACUUCAAUGAAAAGUUGACAUUUCAAACCACUCUGAACCUUCUUUUUAGCCAGAAAAGUGCAGUCCCCAACUACAAGUGUGGCACACAGAAGAAUCUGAUAGCUGCCAUCGGAGGACUUGAUGCUGAAACCUCACUUUACAUGGCUACCAUCUUAGGCACCUAUAAGAUUCCUCAGGUCUCUUACUAUUUAUUUGGUCCUUCUCUGAGUUCUAAGAUCCAGUUCCCUUUCAUCUACCGGGUGGUCCCCAACGAAGAGUAUCAAUACAUUGGAAUCGUUCAAUUACUUCUGCAUUUUGAGUGGACAUGGGUUGGGAUCAUUACACUGGAUGAUGAUAAAGGAGAAAAUUUUGUGGGAAGGUUGAUGCCAAGACUUUCACAGAGUGGUAUCUGUACAGCAUUCACUGACAAGAUGCCUCCCUUGACAGACUUCUCUGAAAUGCAUGAAGUGUACAUGAAGGCAGAGAAUAUUUCUCAUUUUUUCAAGAACAACUCAGUCAAUGCAAUUGUUGUAUAUGCAGAAACUCACUCCACAUUGGGUUUGAAAUACAUGCUAGUACAAGCGGACGAUACGGCAGAGUCUCUAGGCAGAGUUUGGAUUCUGACAGCGCAGUGGGACUUCCCAGCACUGCAGUUUCAUAGGAACUGGGACUUAGAAGUCUUCCAAGGAGCGUUGUCUUUUGCGGUUCACUCCACUGAGAUACGGGAAUUCAAAAAAUUCCUUCUGACCUUAAAUCCCCACUCACCCACUGGAGAUGAUUUCAUCCAAGAUUUCUGGGAACAAGCUUUUGACUGUGUAUUUUUAGAUUCCCCUGUGGAUGGGGAGAACGAUGGAACCUGCACUGGGAAGGAGAAGCUGGAGAGUCUUUCUGGACCAUUUUUUGAAAUGAGCAUGACUCCCCAAAGCUACAGUAUAUACAAUGCUGUUUAUGUCAUAGCACAUGCUUUACACACCAUGUACUCAAUGAAGUCCAAGCCCAGACCAAACCCGCAACCAUGGCAGAUUCAUCCUUUCCUGAAGAGAAUCUCAUUUAACAACAGUGCUGGGGACCAGUUGUCUUUGGAUGGGAAAGACAGCGACAAGUGCAUCAGAUGCCCAGCAGAUCAGUAUCCAAAUAAACACCAAGAUGGAUGCCUUCCCAAGAUUUUAAACUUUCUGUCUUACGAGGAAGCUUUGAGCAUCAUUUUAGUUUUCUUGGCACUUUCGUUUUCUGUGAUCGCAGCUUUGGUACUCGGGAUAUUCAUUAAAUACAAAAACACCCCCAUCGUCAAAGCCAACAAUCGAAGUCUCACCUACACUCUGCUGGUCGCUCUCCUGCUCUGCUUCCUCUGUUCAUUGCUGUUCAUUGGGAGACCUCAGAUAGCAACCUGCCUGCUACGACAAACAACCUUUGGCAUCAUCUUCUCCGUGGCUGUUUCUUCUGUGUUGGCAAAAACGACCACUGUGGUUUUGGCAUUCAUGGCUACAAGGCCAGGGUCCAGAGUAAGGAACUGGGUGGGGAAAAAACUGGCAACUUCAAUUGUUCUCUCCUGUUCUCUCAUGCAAGGAGCUCUUUGUACUGUAUGGCUCUGUACUGCUCCUCCUUUCCCAGAUUUGGACAUGGACUCCUUGUCUAAAGAAAUUGUAGCUGAAUGUAAUGAAGGGUCUGCCUCUAUGUUUUACUGUGUUCUGGGAUACAUGGGAUUCCUGGCUCUUGUCAGCUUCAUUGUGGCUUUCUUUGCUAGGACAUUGCCCAGCACUUUUAAUGAGGCCAAGUUCAUCACUUUCAGCAUGUUGGUGUUUUGCAGUGUGUGGGUCUCUUUUGUUCCAACUUACCUGAGCACAAAGGGAAAAUACAUGGUGGUGGUUGAGAUCUUCUCCAUCUUGGCCUCAAGUGUUGGAUUGUUGGGUUGUAUCUUCUUCCCCAAAUGUUAUAUCAUUGCUCUAAGGCCUGAAUUGAACAGCAAGGAGCAGUUAACAAGAAGAAAUAACUAA